AUGGGAGACCCACCGCAUAACUCUGGUAAAAAUCAAGGGCAAGGGCAGACUGCUGUUUAUAAGAGAAACAUUGUUGCUUCUAGUCCUAAAGCAUUUCCUCGGAGUGCUUACAAGCAUGUAGUUUCGUCAAGACAUAGUACUGGCCCAGUUGGUCAGACAGCAAUGUUUUUACUCAAAGUUGCUGCGUUAGAGACUGUACGAAGGGUUUCGAGGUCUAAAUGUCCCCAUUUGUGGAAUGGUCUUCAGGCUUUGCAACUUCUUUGCUAUCCACCGUUUAAGUGGAUUCAAAGAUGGGCACCCUUCAAGGGUUUCGUUAAAGGCGUACAGAUGUUUUCGAGGCCAUUAUUAGUCCUUUCGAUUGCAACAGCUAUAUUUGAUCAAUCAAACUGCAGCGGUGGAAACUCAGAUGACACCAAUAAUUCUCAUUCUGAUUCAGAAACAUGUUCUGAGUCACUCUCUGCACGUUCUUCUUUUGAAGCUAGGACUUCUGAUGUGGCCUCUCAAAGUAUAGCAUCUGAAAAUUGGCUGAUACAACUGCUUAGAGAGCUAGAAAAUCAAGGAAUUGCAUUACCAGAAAGAAUUAAUGAAGACGAGCUCCACAGAUUUUAUACAGCAGCAAAUGGGGACUUUUCAUGCCUUUUAUUGUCAAUUAAGAAGACAAUCCGUUGGCGGGAGACUUAUAGAAUUCUUUCACAACAAGAGCUUGAAAUGUGGUCAAAUAUGGUCUUCUGGCAUGGUCUUGAUGUGCUGAACCGACCUUGCCUCAUCGUGCGGCUUGGUCUAGCUUGCGCCAACUUGCCAUCUCAUGAGAGGCCUCGCUUUGCUCAAGCAAUCAUAUCUCAGGUGGAUCAUGGGGUCCUGCAUUUAGUUGGUGAAGAUAGUCCUCAGAUUACAGUUCUUGUGGAUUGUGAUGGGAUAUCACCAUUGAAAAUUCCUAUGCAAAUGAUGAGAUCCUGUUCUUCACUUCUGCAAGAUAACUUUCCCAACCGUCUUGGUCUUUUGCUUGUUAUACGGCUUCCUCCAGUAGUUCGAGUUAUUGCUCAAACCUUUAUUCAAGUUCUGAAACCUGUGACGAGGAAGAAGUUGAGAAUUGAAGGCAACAGGUACCACAGCGUCCUCUCUGGGUACCUUAAGACAGUCCCAUCAUAUCUUGGAGGCAAUUGCACUUGUGAGUCAUGCUCAGACAUGCAUAUUAUGCAGCAGCCACAAUCUGCAAACGAGAUCAACAUGGUCAGGCCAUAUUUUAGUGACGGCGAGGAUCUUCCUUCACCACAUCUGACCAGUCAGGCUGAUGUUCAAUUGAAUGAUAACUGGAACCACUUGUUGAGAACUCUUGUAAUUGGCAUUCUUAUGGUGUGGGCUGUUAUAGCUCUCAUUGCAGGAAUAUAUGAUCCCGAAAGCCGUCCCUUUUAG
Molecule: messenger RNA, 1413 nt
Organism: Dovyalis caffra
Lineage: Eukaryota; Viridiplantae; Streptophyta; Magnoliopsida; Malpighiales; Salicaceae
Source: the annotation of a GenBank genome assembly